CUGGGAUUAAUUAGUCCACCUACCCACGUUGUUCGCCCGCGUUUUUGUUCGUGUUGGAUCUUUGCUCUUCUGUUGUAGAGUAGACGUUCUGGUGAUCCCACAUCUUCUUCGUCGUCUGUCUAUCGUUGUCUGAUUCUCCGUUUCCACAUAAUUCGCCCCCCAUGCGCUCCCACGCACGAACCGGCCUCAUCGCCGCCCUGGCCCUAGCAACGCAACUCCUCGUCGUCGUAUCCGCACAAGAAGACCGGCCCAAAGGAAACUUCCGCCAAUGUCUCGAAGUCAGCCCCGAAUGCCCCGUCUUCGCAACACUCUACGGGUACCGCCCUAAUCUAGGCGCCAACGCCUUUCUCUGCGCCCUCUUCGGCAUCCUCUGCAUCGGCACACUCGUCGUGGGCGUUCUGAGUCGCACAUGGACCUACACUGCCGCACUGGCUGUCGGAACUUUCCUCGAAGCAGCGGGAUAUGCGGGCCGUGUUAUCAUGAAUGACAAUCCAUGGAGCGAGUCUGGGUUCAAGUUGCAGAUUUGCUGCUUGGUUCUGGGCCCGAGUUUCGUUGCUGCCGCGAUUUAUCUCACGCUUAAGCACUUUGUCUUGUACUGUGGACCCCAGCAUUCGCUGCUCAAGCCGCGUCUUUACCCUUGGAUCUUCAUCGGUUGCGACUUCGGUUCCAUCGUCCUCCAGGCUUGUGGCGGUGGUAUGGCGGCUGCGGGUGGCACGACGAAUAAGGCGCUCAUCGACGCGGGCAACAACCUUAUUGUUGCCGGUAUCGCGUUCCAGGUCGUCACCAUGGCAGUGUGUGGCGCUCUCGUCGUCGUCUACGUGUUCCGGUACCGCAAAGCGAGGAAGCAGCAGGCUAUGGGCGAGAAGAGCUCGUAUGAGAUGGACAAAGAGACUGGAACUGUGCGCUUGGCUAAGAUCAAGCUGUUUGGUUGGAUGAUUGUCCUCGCGUACACGACUGUACUUAUCAGGUGUAUCUACCGUUUGCCCGAGAUGGCUGGUGGAUGGGGAAACUCGCUCAUGAGGAACGAGAAGGAGUUCUUGCUCCUCGAUGGAAUGAUGUUGGCUAUUGCUUGCACGGUACUGACGUGCUUCCACCCUGCCUACUUCUUCCCUCCUUUCGCUGCUUUCCGCAGCCGCAAGUAGCUUUUUCUUUUCUGUCACCAAUAUUAGAUAAUAGAUAUUUGCGUCUGUUGUAGCGGUCACUCCGCAUCAUCUUAGCGUUACGACCUUGAUAGCCUUUCCAGCAUAGCGAUAUUCAUCAUAGACAAGAUUUCUAAUUUCACAUGACAUGAAUGACUUCACUAC
This is a messenger RNA of Alternaria rosae, 1304 nucleotides long. Its product is annotated as parasitic phase-specific protein PSP-1. The coding region runs from base 162 to 1142 and encodes 326 amino acids. The record is from RefSeq and is a predicted model, not a curated record. Lineage: Eukaryota; Fungi; Ascomycota; Dothideomycetes; Pleosporales; Pleosporaceae. Gene Ontology annotation, cellular component: fungal-type vacuole; plasma membrane. The transcript has 2 exons.